Molecule: messenger RNA, 724 nt
Organism: Hibiscus syriacus
Lineage: Eukaryota; Viridiplantae; Streptophyta; Magnoliopsida; Malvales; Malvaceae
Product: BTB/POZ domain-containing protein At1g30440-like
Exons: 1
Coding region: 34-600 (188 amino acids)
Source: RefSeq, a predicted model, not a curated record
CUGUAAUUUUGGUUCAAACAUGUUAACUUUCCUAUGCUAACCAAACUUGCAGUCGCACCGGUGGUUGUCAGAAUCCGAGAGAGAACAACUAUGCCGGUUAUGGACUGCCAGAAGCUCUCCUUGGAAGCAUGCACCCAUGCUGCACAGAAUGAGAGACUGCCGCUAAGAAUAGUUGUACAAAUCCUGUUCUUUGAGCAGCUUCAGCUAAGGACUUCAAUUGCCAGUUGCUUUUUGGUUUCUGAUAAUCUGGAUGGAUCACGACAGCUGAGAAGCGGGUUUGCAGGGCCUACCGAAGGAGGCUGGACUGAAGCUGCAAGGGAAAAUCAGGUUCUGAAGGUAGGCAUGGAUCACAUGAGAACACGGGUUUCUGAGCUUGAGAAAGAAUGCUCGAACGUGAAGCAAGAAAUCGAAAAGAUAAGUUGGGUAAAGAGCUUCUCUAGGGGAAACGUCUCGAAGAAAUUCGGAUUCAAAUUGAAGUCUCACAUGUGCAGUGCUCAGGGGGGUUCCAUUAGCAACCAGAAAUCAAAAAGUGGAAAGAUGGAGAAAGUAAAGGACCAGAAAGGAAAGCAAAAGAAAAACUCAACUCCAGUAUCCAGAUAGGAAAACCUACUGAUUUUCUCCUGUCUUAUUGUUUGUAGAUUGGUACUUUAAACCUUGCUUUAGCAUUUGAUCUCACAGUAAUGUAUAUGAUUGAAGAAAGUGUAAUUUAAUUUGUUUCAUGCAA